Messenger RNA from Pararge aegeria (speckled wood butterfly), 1536 nucleotides. RefSeq names its product protein ALP1-like. The record is from RefSeq and is a predicted model, not a curated record. NCBI's taxonomy places the organism in Eukaryota, Metazoa, Arthropoda, Insecta, Lepidoptera, Nymphalidae. The transcript is spliced from 2 exons. The coding region runs from base 231 to 1433 and encodes 400 amino acids.
GGCCGGCGCCCAUUGUCGGCAUCGGCAAGGAACAGGAUCCUUCGGCAUCCUACAUGCAAGCGCACACUGAUGGAAACUAUGCUUUGGCAUGCUGCAACGUUCUUAGGGAUGACGAGGCGUCCUUUAGCAUGCCGCACCGUCCUGUAGCUUGCCGAAGCGUCUCAAUAUCGUAUUUCUCGUCAAAACAGUUUCAGAGUUGUUACAAGCUAGUUGUGUGAGUUGUAUUUAAUAUGGUGGACUGGGAUCUAGUGCUCAUAGCAGCUCUUGCUGAAGAAGAAGAGAAAUCUAAUCAAUCAAGAAGAUUUUGGGUGAACAACCUUUGGAAGCAACGAUAUACGUCCGGUGAAUUCAACAAUUUAUUCAAUGAUUUGCGUUAUGACGUGCGAAAAUUUUAUGACUACUAUAGAAUGAGUUAUGAAAAUUUUGAAAGUCUGGUUCAUUUGCUUCGACCUUUCAUGGAGAAAAAACAAUCAAAUUUUCGCACACCUAUAUCUGUUGAAGAAAGAUUGUCUGUGUGCUUGAGGUUUUUAAUCACAGGAGUCAGUUUCAAAACUUUAGCAUUCAAUUACCGAAUGGGAUUUAGUACAGUUCGUUGUAUAGUCCAUGAAACCUGCCGUGUAAUCUGGAAUAUUCUUGGCCGUAUCGUUCUGCCAAAACCAACAACAGCACAAUGGAAGAUAAUUGCUAAAGACUUUGAUGAAAUAUGGAAUUUUCCAAAUUGUAUUGGUGCCAUAGAUGGCAAGCACUUCAAGAUACGAGCUCCAAAUAAUAGUGGAAGUAUGUAUUUUAAUUAUAAAAAAUUUUUUAGUAUCGUUCUGUUGGCUGUAGCAGAUGCUAAAUACAGAUUUGUCAUUGUCGAUGUAGGUGCUUAUGGUAGAAAUAGCGACGGUGGUAUAUUAGAUCAUUCAAAAUUGGGUUUAAAAUUGCAAAACGACACCUUAAAUAUUCCUCAAAAUGUGAGCUUACGAGGAAUAACUGAAGAAUUACCCUAUGUUUUUGUUGCUGAUGAAGCAUUUCCACUAACGAAAAAUAUAAUGAGACCGUACCCUGCGAAUCAAUUGGCAAAUAUAGAGAAAAGAGUUUUUAAUUACAGACUAAGUCGAGCAAGGCGUAUUGUGGAGAGUGCUUUUGGCAUUCUUCAAUCAAGGUUUGAAAUAUUUCAGAGGAGAAUGCAAGUACAAGCAAAAUAUAUAGAUAACAUCAUUUUAGCCUGCUGUUCUUUACAUAAUUACAUCAUUAACAAUGCAACGACGGAACUUCCAAACCCACUACAGGAAAGUGACAUUUUAGAAAGUUCCGUGGAUAACAAUGUAGUUGGCGAUACCGAUAUUAUCAUGUGCGAGGGUAUGGUCAUUAGAGAUCAAUUUAAACAAUAUUUUAACUCUGAACAUGGGUCAGUUAGUUGGCAGAAUAAUAUUGUCAAUAGAUCAUAAAAUACCAACGAUCUAUAAGUCAAUGUAAUUAAUUAUAUAUUAUAUAUACUUAUACUUAUUAUAACUCAAUAAAAAAUACAAUGUUUAUGAUGCUUACUUACGU